Molecule: messenger RNA, 1800 nt
Organism: Morus notabilis
Lineage: Eukaryota; Viridiplantae; Streptophyta; Magnoliopsida; Rosales; Moraceae
Product: abscisic acid 8'-hydroxylase 1-like
Exons: 9
Coding region: 1-1467 (488 amino acids)
Biological process (GO): multicellular organism development; sterol metabolic process; brassinosteroid homeostasis
Molecular function (GO): oxidoreductase activity, acting on paired donors, with incorporation or reduction of molecular oxygen; monooxygenase activity; iron ion binding
Source: RefSeq, a predicted model, not a curated record
AUGCUCAGUCUCAAUCUGCUGAAGGAAGAACUUCUCUUCUUUGUGAAGAACUAUCAUGAUAUCAUUUUUGUUGCAGUUUUUGCUAUUGGAACAACAUAUUUGUUUUCAAAAGCUUGGAGAAGGACUAAUACUGAAAGAGCUCAUCACGUCCCUGGCAGAUUGGGUUUGCCUUUUCUUGGUGAAACUAUUUCUUUUCUUUCGGCCACUAAUAGUACAAGAGGGUGCUAUGAUUUUGUCAAACUCCGACGACUAUGGCAUGGGAAGUGGUUCAAGACAAGGAUAUUUUGCAAGACUCAUGUAUUUGUUCCGAGUGUAGAAGGAGCAAAAACAAUAUUUUCAAAUGAUUUUGCGCUGUUCAACAAAGGGUAUGUGAAAUCAAUGGCAGAUGCUGUAGGAGAGAAGAGCUUGCUCUGUGUACCACAUGAGAGCCAUAGAAGGAUUAGGCGUCUUCUGUCCGAUCCUUUUUCCAUGAAUUCUUUAUCCGACUUUGUUAAAAAAUUCGAUAAGAUGUUGUGCCAAAGGCUGAAGAAGUUAGAAGAAGAGAGGAAGAGCUUUGUGGUUCUCGACUUCUGUAUGAAAAUGACAUUUGAUGCUAUGUGCAACAUGCUAAUGAGUGUCACAGACGAUUCCUUGCUACGGAAAAUCGAGAAGGACUGCACCGACGUCUCAGAUGCUAUGUUAACUUUUCCAUUUAUGAUUCCUGGUACCAGAUAUUACAGAGGCAUCAAGGCACGUAAACGUCUCAUGGAAACUUUUACAGAGAUAAUUGCUAGACGCAGGAAUGGAAAGGAGGCCCCAAGAGACUUCCUUCAGUCCAUGUUAGAGAGGGACACGUUGCCUCCCGGUGAAAAGCUCGAUGAUUCGGAGCUUUUGGACAAUGUACUGACGAUGAUAAUUGCAGGGCAGACCACCACCGCGGCGGCAAUGAUGUGGAGUGUCAAGUUCCUUGAUGAAAACCGGGAAGCACAAGACAGGUUCAGGGAAGAACAGGUGUCAAUAGCAAGAAAUAAGCCAGUCGGAGCCUCACUAACUCUUGAGGAUAUUACCAAAAUGUCCUACGGUUCCAAGGUUGUAAAAGAAACGUUGAGAAUGUCAAAUGUCCUAUUGUGGUUCCCUCGUGUUGCACUUGGUGACUGCAAAUUAGAAGGUUAUGAAAUAAGGAAAGGAUGGCAUGUAAACAUUGAUGCAACUUGUAUACACUAUGACCCAGAUUUGUAUCCAGAACCUAUGCAAUUCAAUCCAUCAAGAUUUGAUGAAAUGCAAAAGCCAUAUAGUUUCAUUCCAUUUGGAUCAGGGCCAAGGACAUGCUUAGGAAUUAAUAUGGCCAAAGUGACAAUGUUGGUCUUUUUGCACCGUCUGACUAGUGGAUAUAAGUGGUCAGUUGAUGAUCUGGAUGCUAGCCUAGAAAAGAAGGCACACAUUCCCAGACUGAGGAGCGGCUGUCCCAUAACCUUGAUGCCUUUGUGAGACACAAAUAGGCCUGUGAUGGGUACAUAAGAAAGUGCCUUGGUCAAACAUAGACGGAGGUUUUUUUCUUUUUUCUUUUUUUCCUUUCCUGUUCACUUUGUUUUUCACUUCCUGUCGUGUCGUAUCAUGUAAAUUGGCAGUAAACUAGUAUGUUUAAUGCAACAAGGGAAGUUGGCACUUUCCAAUAAAGACAGGGAAUUCAAAAAACACAGAAUCCACAAGCAAACGAUCACAAGAUCUUUAAGAGGAGCUAGCACUAUGCUUAGUUCGAUAGUGCUGUAAAUUUUAGAAAAAUUACUUUUAAUUGUGCUGAAUGAAGAAACAACUGUCAUA